AAUAAGGCCUCAAUCAGCCCAGCUGGAUGGCCCUUUGCACCGACUGCACCGUCAGGCCAGGAGAACGCUGACCACAACACUCAGUCAUGUGAACGGAGGAUGGCUGCCAGGCCAGGCCUGGUUUGUUGGCUGUUGCUGCUGCCAAAUGGCCUGAGUGACCUACAGAGGGGGAGAGGGAGAGAGAGAGAGACGGAGAGAGACAGAGGGGGGAGUGAGACAGCGGGAGGGGGACAUAGGGGGAGGAAGAGAGAGACGGAGAGAGACAGGGGAGCGGGACAGAGGACGAGAGGGACAGAGGGGGAGAGGGAGAGACUGAGAGAGACGGGGGGGGGGGGGGGUUUGGUGGGGGGUUAGAGAGGGUAGAGAGACAGAGAGGGAGAUACAGAGAGAGACAGGGGGUAUGCUAAUAGAGCAGACCUAACUCACUCUAUUAAAUUAAUCAAAACAGGAACAUUUUACAUUUGGCUAGAAAUUUAAAAAAGGAAAUUAUCUCAACAGAGAAAAAUGUCCUCCUUUGUGUUACCUAUAUCCCCCCACUAGAAUCCCCAUACUUUAAUGAAGACAGCUUCUCCAUCCUGGAGGGGGAAAUCAACCAUUUCUAGACCCAGGGACAUGUACUAGUCUGUGGCGACCUAAAUGCCAGAACUGGACAAGAACCUGACACCCUCAGCACACAGGGGGACAAACACCUACCUGGAGGUGACAGCAUUCCCUCCCCCAUAUGCCCCCCUAGGCACAACUACGACAACAUAACCAACAAAAACGGGUCACAACUCCUGCAGCUCUGUCGCACACUGGGUCUGUACAUAGUCAAUGGUAGGCUUCGAGGGGACUCCUAUGUUAGGUACACCUAAAUCAAAUCAAAUCAAAUCAAAUUUUAUUGGUCACAUGCGCCGAAUACAACAGGUGCAGAUAUUACAGUGAAAUGCUUACUUACAGCCCUUAACCAACAGUGCAUUUAUUUUAAACAAAAAAAGUAAGAAUAAAACAACAACAAAAAAAGUGUUGAGAAAAAAAGAGCAGAAGUAAAUAAAGUGACAGUAGGGAGGCUAUAUAUACAGGGGGGUACCGUUGCAGAGUCAAUGUGCGGGGGCACCGGCUAGUUGAGGUAGUUGAGGUAAUAUGUACAUGUGGGUAGAGUUAAGUGACUAUGCAUAAAUACUUAACAGAGUAGCAGCAGCGUAAAAAGGAUGGGGUGGGGGGGCAGUGCAAAUAGUCCGGGUAGCCAUGAUUAGCUGUUCAGGAGUCUUAUGGCUUGGGGUAGAAGCUGUUGAGAAGUCUUUUGGACCUAGACUUGGCACUCCGGUACCGCUUGCCGUGCGGGGAGGCUGGAGUCUUUGACAAUUUUGAGGGCCUUCCUCUGACACCGCCUGGUAUAGAGGUCCUGGAUGGCAGGAAGCUUUGCCCCAGUGAUGUACUGGGCCGUACGCACUACCCUCUGUAGUGCCUUGCGGUCGGAGGCCAAGCAGUUGCCAUACCAGGCGGUGAUGCAACCAGUCAGGAUGCUCUCGAUGGUGCAGCUGUAGAAUUUUUUGAGGAUCUGAGGACCCAUGCCAAUCUUUUUUCCUAUAGCUCAUCUCUUGGCAGUAGUACUGUAGACUACUUUAUCACUGACCUCAACCCAGAGUCUCUCAGAGCGUUCACAGUCAGCCCACUGACACCCCUAUCAAACCACAGCAAAAUCACAGUCUACUUGAACAGAGCAAUACUCAAUCAUGAGGCAUCAAAGCCAAAGGAACUGAAUAAUAUUAAGAAAUGCUAUAGAUGGAAGGAAAGUAGUGUCGAAACCUACCAAAAAACAAUUAGGCAAAAACAAAUUCAAUCCCUUUUAGACAACUUCCUGGACAAAACGUUCCACUGUAAUAGUGAAGGUGUAAACUUGGCAGUAGAAAACCUAAACAGUAUAUUUGACCUCUCAGCUUCCCUAUCAAAUCUAAAAAAUCUCGAACAGAAAACCGAAGAAAAGUAACAACAGUGACAAAUGGUUUGAUGAAGAAUGCAAAAACCUAAGAAAGAAAUUGAGAAACCUAUCCAACCAAAAACAUAGAGACCCAGAAAACCUGAGCCUACACCUUCACUAUGGUGAAUCACUAAAAAAUACAGAAAUACACUACGGAAAAAGAAGGAACAGCAUGUCAGAAAUCAGCUCAAUGUAAUUGAAGAAUCCAUAGACUCUAACCACUUCUGGGAAAAUUGGAAAACACUAAACAAACAACAACACGAAGAGCUAUCUAUCCAAAACGGAGAUGUAUGGACAAACCACUUCUCCAAUCUUUUUGGCCCUAUAACAAAGAACAAACAGCAAAAAAAGAUUGGACUGAUCACCCCAAUCCACAAAAGUGGAGACAAAUUUGGCCCCAAUACCUACCGUGGGAUAUGCGUUAACAGCACCUUGGGAAAAUCCUCUGCAUUAUCAUUAACAGCAGACUAGUUCAUUUCCUCAGUGAAAACAAUGUACUGAGCAAAUGUUAAAUUGGCUUUUUACCAAAUUACCGUACGACAGACCACGUAUACACCCUAAUUGACAAACAAUCAAAACAAAACAAAGGCAAAGUCUUCUCAUGCUUUGUUGAUUUAAAAAAAGCUUUUGACUCAAUUUGGCAUGAGGUUCUGCUAUACAAAUUGAUGGAAAGUGGGGUUGGGGGAAAAACAUACGACAUCAUAAAAUUCAUGUACACAAACAACAAGUGUGCGGUUAAAAUUGGCAAAAAAACACACAUUUCUUUCCACAGGGCUGUGGGGUGAGACAGGGAUGCAGUUUAAGCCCCACCCUCUUCAACAUAUAUAUCAACGAAUUGGCGAGGGCACUAGAACAGUCUGCAGCACCCGGCCUCACCCUACUAGAAUCUGAAGUCAAAUGUCUACUGUUUGCUGAUGAUCUGGUGCUUCUGUCACCAACCAAGGAAGGCCUACAGCAGCACCUAGAUCGACCUGGGCCCUGACAGUAAAUCUCAGUAAGACAAAAAUAAUGGUGUUCCAAAAAAGGUCCAGUUGCCAGGACCACAAAUACAAAUUCCAUCUAGACACCGUUGCCCUAGAGCACACAAAAAACGAUACGUACCUCGGCCUAAACAUCAGCGCCACAGGUAACUUCCACAAAGCUGUGAACGAUCUGAGAGACAAGGCAAGAAGGGCCUUCUAUGCCAUCAAUAGGAACAUAAAAUUUGACAUACCAAUUAGGAUCUGGCUAAAAAUACUUGAAUCAGUUAAUAGAACCCAUUGCCCUUUAUGGUUGUGAGGUCUGGGGUCUGCUCACCAACCAAGAAUUCACAAAAUGGGACAAACACCAAAUUGAGACUCUGCAUGCAGAAUUCUGCAAAAAUAUCCUCAGUGUACAACGAAAAACACCAAAUAAUGCAUGCAGAGCAGAAUUAGGCCGAUACCCACUAAUUAUCAAAAUCCAGAAAAGAGCCGUUCAAUUCUACAACCACCUAGAAGGAAGCGAUUCCCAAACCGUCCAUAACAAAGCCAUCACCUACAGAGAGAUUAACCUGGAGAAGAGUCCCCUAAGCAAGCUGGUCCUGGAAGCUGCACUUCCUAACCUCCUGCCAAAUGUAUGACCAUAUUUGAGACACAUAUUUUCCCUCAGAUUACAACAGAUCCACAAAGAAUUCGAAAACAAACCCAAUUUUGAUAAACUCCCUUAUCUACUAGGGUGCAAAACAGUGUACUGUUUAUAUUUAUUGAUUAUUUCAAUUUGUUUACUAUCUACUUCACUUGCUUUGGUAAUGGUUAACAUAUGUUUCCCUGCCCAGAUAAAGCCCUGUAAAAUUGAAGAGAAGAGAUCGAGCGGAGAGAGAUAGAGAGGGAGAGAGAGGGAUAUAGGUAGAUAGAGGAGAGAAGAGAGAUGAGCAGAGAGAGAGCGAGAGAGAGAGAGAGCGACUAUACGCGGAUCUCUCUCUCUCUAUCGUCUCUCUCUUCUCUCUCUCUCUCUGCUCUCUCUCUGGCUCUUCUCUCUCUCUCUGCUCUCCUCUCGUCUCAUCUCUCUCUCCUCUCAUCUCUCUCUUAGAGAAGCUGUGUCAGCUUGAUGAAGGCACAGGCUACAGACAGUCUCUGUAGUAUGUCACUGGCCUGGUCAUGGCUAGUAGCCUUCCUUCCUUUCAAGUGGCUUUUCCUCUUCUAUGGAACACAUGAAACAGGCUGGCUUUCCAUAAGGCUUGGGUGUGUCUGCUCUGCUCCAUACUGCAGAUUGAUCUAGUAGUGGUGUGUGUCUGCCUGCCAGCAGUUGGGUCCUGUGUGUAAUUAACCCAGCUUCUCAUACAGAGCUGGCUCUCAGCAGGGUGCACAGUGUUAUGGCGGGCCCGGUGCUCAUGCCAGCUCCCGUUAGGUCGUUCGUGGGGUCGAGCUGACGGCUGUUGUAGGCGAGGGAGGGAGGGAAGGAGGGAGGGAGGGAGGGGGAUGGAGUGGGGAGGAGGAGGUAGAGAGGGAGUGGAUAGAAGGGAUAGGAGGGGAAAAACUGGGAGGGUGAGGAUCCUUCCUUCUCUCUAUUCUUCUUUCUGUCUUUAAGAGGAGAGGGAGGGAAGGUUGGAUGCAAGGGUUAGAGGGAGGGAGGGCCCCAGCCCAGCCCAGCCCAGCCCAGAUGUUUCCCAACAUCAGGUAGUUAUGUUAGUAACAUGCCAACCAUGCCUGGGAAUCCUCUGGACCUGAUGCUGCAGCUCAACUACAACACACAGACGGCUCACUGUUCUGUUCUACUCUACUCUGUUUCUAUACUGUUGUAUUUUCUACUUUACUCUACGCACUGUGCCUGUCUGGACACCAUGGUAACUAACACCAUGGUAACUAACUCAUGACGUUCACAGACUCCCACCAUCCCAUCUGGGUUAGGGUUAGGUAACUAACACCAUGGUAACUAACUCAUGUCUCCUCUCCUCCCCAGACGUUCACGGCCUGGUGUAACUCCCACCUAAGGAAAGCCGGAACGCAGAUCGAGAACAUCGAGGAGGACUUCAGGGACGGACUGAAACUCAUGCUGCUGCUGGAGGUCAUAUCAGGUGAGGAGGAGUGGCCUGGUGCCUACAUGAUGUAUCUAUAAUGGUGCCCACAUGAUGUAUCUAUAAUGGUGCCCACAUGAUGUAUCUAUAAUGGUGCCCACAUGAUGUAUCUAUAAUGGUGCCUACAUGAUGUAUCUAUAAUGGUGCCCACAUGAUGUAUCUAUAAUGGUGCCUACAUGAUGUAUCUAUAAUGGUGCCCACAUGAUGUAUCUAUAAUGGUGCCCACAUGAUGUAUCUAUAAUGGUGACCACAUGAUGUAUCUAUAAUGGUGCCUACAUGAUGUAUCUAUAAUGGUGCCUACAUGAUGUAUCUAUAAUGGUGCCCACAUGAUGUAUCUAUAAUGGUGCCCACAUGAUGUAUCUAUAAUGGUGCCCACAUGAUGUAUCUUUAAUGGUGCCCACAUGUUUUGUCAUCAAAACCAAAGGCAUACAUGUACACUACCUGUCAAAAGUUUCGACACACCUACUCAUUCAAGGGUUUUUCUUUAUUUUUACUAUUUUCUACAUAUAUCAAAACUAUGAAAUAACACAUAUGGAAUCAUGUAGUAACCAAAAAAGGGUUAAACAAAUCAAAAUAUAUUUCAUAUUUGAGAUUCUUCAAAAAGCCACCAUUUGCCUUGAUGACAGCUUUGCACACUCUGGUGUCAAGAAGGGCAGCGAGGAAGCCACUUCUCUCCAGCCACUUCUCUCUUCUAUUGGCUGUAUGACCAAUAGAAGACAUUGGUAUUCACUACAGGUAUCUGGCCUAUAGGAGUUUUGUCAGUUGGUGCUGGGGCUAUCUGGGCCGUAGGAACAGAAUGGUGCUGCAGCCUGCGUAGUCCUUCGCAUCCACCAGUUCCAAGAUGCCAAGGGAACCCCAUCCUGAAUGGGUUUGGGAGCUUGUCUGCAGAAAGAAAUGGGUCAGACAAACAGAAUAUGAGCUGCAAUACAUCGGAACCACUUGUGUUUGUAAAAUCCCCUAUGGGAAAAAUGAAUGGUGGAAAAAUGAUUGGAACCAUUUCCCUGUUUGACCGCUAGGUUUUAUGGGUAUUAUGACUCAUGCUGUGGUACUCUAUUGUGGGAGGCAACGUCUGCCUAGGCCCCAGGGCAGCGUUUCCCCUUUAUGAUUCUGACAUAACUUUUCAUGUAGCUAACUACAGGUAAAUAGUUAGUAGUAAUAGUUAUAGCUCCUGUAAAUAUAAAUGUCACGUCAGGUCAGAAGCUACCAGCAUCACCACAAUAUCGUAUCUUUUACUUUUAAUCAUCAAAUGGUACUCACACAUCUGAGCUAUCUUUUGUUCGUUGUAAUAAUUGAAUAACAUAAGAAAAAAGUACAAACGUUGCUGUUCUUUAUUAAGCUUCACGUUUCGGCCUCAAGGCCUUCGUCAGAGCUAGCUUUUAAUAACAAUGGCUAGCUAGAAGAAAAACUAUUUGGAGACUUACUUCUUGAAAAGGUUGCUGCUGGCUGCCGCUGCCGGAUGCAAGAUGGAGGACGAAAGCUGCAAAAUCCACUGGCUUGUGUAGCUACAGUAGCUACCUUGUCGAAGUGUGCUGUGCAACGUUCCAAAUCAAACAAAGUGAUUGUUCUGAUGGAAGACUGCAAAGAAACAGCUACUGCACAAUAUCUCUUGGUUUUGGCCGUGCACAACUAGAUACCUAGUUGUGCAUGUCAAUAUGAGGAGUAUCAAUAAUCUUCUUCGUGUCAAUUUCCGGCAGUCUAAACACAUUUUUGCGUAUUGCUGGCUUUCUCAGUUCGGAAUGUGGAACGGGCACGGGCCGUGCCGGACUGGACACACACAUCACUGGCUUGGUGCGGGGAGCAGGCACGGGCCGUACCGGACUGGGAACAGGCACCACUAGCUUGGUGCGAGGAACAGGAACGGGCCGGGCCGGACUGGCGACACGCACCAUUGCCUUGGAGCGAGGAACAGGAACGGGCCGGACUGGGAACACGCACCACUGGCUUGGUGCGAGGAGCAGGAACGACCCGGGCCGGACUGGGAACACGCACCACUGGCUUGGUGCGAGGAGCAGGAACGACCCGGGCCGGACUGGGAACACGCACCACUGGCUUGGUGCGAGGAGCAGGACUGGGUUCCUUUAUUAACCCCUGCUCCUGAUGCUGCCUAACCAGCUCCUCUCACCGUGCCUCUACUUCCUCUUUCUCCCUACGCGCCUCCUGCAGUGCCUCCUCCUGAAUGGAUCUCUCCCGCUCUAUUCUAUCUAACAGCCCCCGUAAUAUGGUGGCCUCCUCCUCCUCGCUUACCCGGCACUCCUCCUCCAGUGAGGACUCCUCCGGGAGACCCCACGAGUUAGGGAACAGAAACUCGUCGUCGUCAUCCUCCGACUCCUCAGUAUAAUUUUGUUCCCACUCCUCUUCCCAUGGUCGUAGGGACCCAAUCUGGAAACCAACCGGGUGCAGUGGUCGGGGCUCUUCUCUCUCGCUCCCCGACCACCCCUUUAGCCCCCCCCAAAAAAAUUAUUGGGGCUGCUUCUCGGGCUUCCUCCUCGGCCGGCUUCCGUGUUGCCGUUGCUCCUCUCCUGCCUGGGCUUCCUUCUUCGCCCAGGGUCCUUUUCCCCGCAAAUAUCUCCUCCCAUGACCAAAUCUUCCCCACCUGUGUCCAGGGUGUUCGGUCCUCCUGGGCACGCUGCUUGGUCCGUGUUUGGUGGGAUCUUCUGUCUCGUUCGUUCAAGGACAGGUCAGACCAAGGCGCAGCGUGAUAUGCACACAUGUUUAUUCAACUGAUAAACACACGACAAAACAAUAAACAAACGAAACGUGAAGUCCUACGGCUAACAAACAAUACAAGCCUCCAACACGGAAAAAAGAACUACCUAGUGCCAAUAGGCUGCCUAAGUAUGAUCCCCAAUCAGAGACAACGAGCGACAGCUGUCUCUGAUUGGGAACCACACCGGCCAACAUAGAAAUACACAUACUAGAUAACACAUCUAGAAAAUACACAACAUAGAAUAUACACACCCUGACUCAACAUAUGAGUCCCCUGAGUCAGGGCGUGACAGAAUGUGAAUUCCACAUUUGUAAAAAAAAAAAAAGAAAAAAAAAAAGAAGGGAAAAAUACAAUUUGCACCACCCCCUUACCCUGCGCCUAUAAAACCAAACCCCUUCCCCCUUAUUCCACAACUUUUUCCUAAUUGUUCCUAUUCCUGGCAACCGGCCUGGGAGGACGUGACUCCUUCCUACUCCUGGCAACCGGCCUGAGAGGACGGGACUCCAUUCCUACUCCUGGCAAACCGGCCUGAGAGGACGGACAGAACUCCUUCCUACUCCCUGGCAACCGGCCUGGGAGGAACGGGACUCCUUCCUACUCCUGGCAACCGGCCUGGAGGACGGGACUCCUUCCUACUCCUGGCAACACGGCCUGGAGGAGACGGGACUCCUUCCUACUCACUGGCACCGGCCUGGGAGGACGGAACUCCUUCCUACUCCUGGCAACCGGCCUGGGAGGACGGGACUCCUUCCUACUCCUGGCAACCGGCCUGGAGGACGGGACUCCUUCCUACUCCUGGCAACCGGCCUGGGAGGACGGGACUCCUUCCUACUCCUGGCAACCGGCCUGGGAGGACGGGACUCCUCCUACUCCUGGCAACCGGCCUGGGAGGACGGGACUCCUUCCUAUUCCUGGCAACCGGCCUGGGAGGACGGGACUCCUUCUUUCAAUACCUCCUGUAACACUUCUGCCGAUCUUUCACUCCCAAUCACUUUUCUACUUUUAUAAUCUGCGCCGCCUUUUCCCUCUGUGCAGUAAAUUAGCCAAGAAACCAACCUUGCUAAAACACAGACCGUUCGGGUCACUCAGUCUCCUGCCCAUCCUCCUCUACUUCCCUCACUGCCUCAGCAUGUGUCUCUUUCUGCACUGCUCGAAACCAUGGCAACCUUAACCUGUCUCACUCGCAAAGGACAUUUCUGAUCCCCAGCAACAUGAACCCCCCCCACAAUUGCAACAGACUACUUUUACUUUUUCCUCCAAAACUACACACUCCUUUGUCCCAUGCCCUCCUGCACACUUCUCACACCUCGGAAUUCCCUCCUGCACACUAUUGCGACAUGGACCAUAACCUUGGCACCUAAAACACUGUAGCGGGUUUGGAACAAACGCUCUCACGGGAUAACUAACAUAUCCUAGCAUGACUUUAUCAGGCAAACACUCAAUAUCAAAACUGAAAAGUAUAGACAGGGUCUUCUCAGUCUCGUGCUCGGCAUCGGAUCUGCGUCUCACCAAAUGGCGUGCAUCACAGACACCAGGGAUUUUCAACUUCAGUUGAUCCAUCUCCACACUCAAAGCUAUCCUAGUAAUCACUCCCUUCAGCGGUGCUCUGCUCCGGAGAGCAAAGCUAGACACAGCUCUUUUUCCCGAGGCGCGUGACACAGAGCGUCCGCUCCCAACGCAGGCUCUUCCUCUUCACUUUUGUCGGAUUUGAUUUCUGAACUUCCAUAAAAACCCCUCGGUGUCAACUCCCCAAAGGCAUUCUGAAAAGUAGCUGAAUUUGUCGCUAGAAUCUUUUACCAAUAAAAGUAGCUGGAGGGUUCUGAGAACUCGCUAAAUAUAGCGACAAAGUUGUUAAGUUGUCAACACUGGUACCAAUUUGACCAGGCAGUACCGGCAGCAGUAGGAGGAGAUAUUCAAAUCAAAGAUGAACUGUCAUUGGUCUAUUACAAUCAGACCGCCGGGUGGCGUUAUGCGCCGGGCCAAAAACACCAACCCACCUGACAUUACACAAAAAGGGCAUUGUCAUGAUAUUCACAAUUUCAGUGUUAUUUUGGCCUCAGUGUGGAAGUAUCAUGUUUUUAACUGCAGUGGGCCUUUAAAUCUUGAAUACACUACACGUUUGCAUUUCCUGCUGUGAUCAUCUUACAACAACAGGAUGAUCAAAUUAAGAUACUGCACCUGUAGAUAUUUUAUAUAAGGUAAAUGAUAAGAGGUGAUGUUUACCUGACCCCUUCUGACCCUUAACCCCUGACCCCUUCUGUUUCCUGUCCAGGCGAACGCUUGGCCAAACCAGAGAGAGGGAAGAUGAGAGUCCACAAGAUCUCCAACGUCAACAAAGCUCUCCACUACAUCACCAGUAAAGGAGUCAAGCUGGUGUCCAUCGGAGCUGAGGGUGAGAUGAAGACCUUAAAGACUGUAAAGAUAAAUGGACAAAGGGACUGA
Messenger RNA from Coregonus sp. 'balchen', 10143 nucleotides. The record is from the annotation of a GenBank genome assembly. NCBI's taxonomy places the organism in Eukaryota, Metazoa, Chordata, Actinopteri, Salmoniformes, Salmonidae.